Eurytemora carolleeae is the source of this 3112-nucleotide messenger RNA. Its product is annotated as glutenin, high molecular weight subunit PW212. The record is from RefSeq and is a predicted model, not a curated record. The transcript is spliced from 7 exons. Lineage: Eukaryota; Metazoa; Arthropoda; Copepoda; Calanoida; Temoridae. The coding region runs from base 101 to 3049 and encodes 982 amino acids.
AAUAAACCGGUUUUGUUCCUUGUUUAUAAACAAAUAAUUAAAUAAACAACAUCAUCUUCAGUAAUACGAGGAUCUUAGUGAACAUCAGACAGGCAUCGUUAUGAAGAGAAUGUUAGUUCUGCCCCUGGUGGUAGGGUUAACUAGUAUCCUUGGAUCUACCAGAGCUUCAGUUUGGGAUUCUUCAAAUUGUAAUGUACAGGGAUUGAAUGGAGCUGUUGUUGGAAAAGUAACUGAUGCACUGUGUGCCAAGUAUAAAACUUGCGAUAAAAUAAACAAUGGAACAUAUACGACAGUUUAUAAGAAGCAGGAAGCUUGUGAGGAGGAGGCUGUAUGUAUGUGGAAGCAAGGUGCUUGUAUGCAGAACAGAGAUGUCUAUAACAACGUGUGUAAUCCACCUGAUGUCAAGAUCAACCCUGUAUGCAAUGCUAUAACUAAGGGAAUCUGUCCUAUUCAAUGGCAGGUGAAAGCUGAGUGUUGUGAGGGUGAGGAUGGAAAGUAUAAGGAGAACCUUGAAUCUAGGGAUGGGUUUGUGUGCUGUAACACCCCCUGCGAGUCUCUGGAGAAAUCAACUGGAUCUAAUCCUGACGUCUGUAAGUGGUCUGACCAUAGGAACAAUACGCAGUGCGGACCAUCGGGAAAAAGUUUCUUUGGAGGGCCCUUUGGGCUUUCUCCAGGUUAUGGAGAAUACUUGCCUCCUGAUGCCGUUGAGUCUAUGUUUGGUCUCCGUCCUGGUCGACCAGUUCAAUAUGGAUCCGUCCGUCCUGGUUUUGGAUACCAGGGGAUACCCGGUCCUGCUGCUAUUGGUGCUAUUGAGCAGAUUGGUGUUGGGAAGAGUAAAGAGUAUCAUACGGAUGAAAUCACUGUGGAUGAUCUAAUGGAUACUCUCAUCUACGCUCUUGAUAACGACAAUGAUGUGUUCGAGAGAAAUACUGAGAUUAAUUCUGAUCCUUGGUUUGGCAAGCAAGUGUUUGGUGGGAAUCAGAAUGAUUUUUCCUUGAUUGAUCCAUACAGAUUUAUUGAUCAGAUUUACGGAAAUCCGUUUGGAUUAUCUCAGGCCAAACUUAAUUAUGGAGAACUCUAUGGAUUGGAGGACAGUAAAUUUAGAAAUCCAUCUAAGGGGUUUGAGUAUGAUUACAGUCUUAGGCCACAAUAUGGAAGUGGCCCCAGCAUGUAUGGGGGUGGAAAAGGACCUUAUGGGGAUGGGUCCUACGGUGGUGGACAAGUCGGUAGACCUGGGCCUUAUGGUCCAACCAGGCCUGAGCAGUACAAGACUGGGCCUAUAUCUAAUGGACUGAGAGCAGACACUUAUCUGAAACCUAUGCUAAACCCUAUGUAUAAUCCAGGAAUGAUCCAGCAGACAGGACAAGGUUUUAUGGGAAUGGGACAGAAUUUUGGAGGAAACCAAGGAGCAAGUGAAGGUUUAUUGAGACAACGUGGGGUUUAUCCAGAUCAAAGUGUUAACCUGCUCAGCCUGCAGAUGGGUCAAGGUCUACAAGAUAUGGGCCAAGGUACGCGAGGCAUGGGCCAAGGAAUGUCCGGGUUUUAUAUGGGCCAAGCACAGAUUGGAAUGGGCCAAGGAAUGUCUGGACAGAUUGGAAUAGGCCAAGGAAUGUCUGGACAGAUUGGAAUAGGCCAAGGAAUGUCUGGACAAAUGGGAAUAGGCCAAGGAAUGCCUGGACAGAUGGGAAUAGGCCAAGGAAUGUCUGGACAGAUUGGAACGGGCCAAGGAAUGUCUGGACAGAUUGGAACGGGCCAAGGAAUGCCUGGACAGAUUGGAACGGGCCAAGGAAUGCCUGGACAGAUUGGAAUGGGCCAAGGAAUGUCUGGACAGAUUGGAAUGGGCCAAGGAAUGCCUGGACAGAUUGGAAUGGGUCAAGGAAUGCCUGGACAGAUGGGGAUGGGUCAAGGAAUUCCUGGACAGAUGGGAUCUGGCCAAGGAAUGCCUGGAUACAUGGGAACUGGCCAAGGAGUGCCUGGACAGAUGGGAACUGGCCAAGGAGUGCCUGGACAGAUGGGAACUGGCCAAGGAGUGCCUGGACAGAUGGGAACUGACCAAAGAACGUUUAGUCAAACCGAAAUGGGACUAAAUGGUUUUUUUCAACAGGGGAUAAAUCUUGGAAGUUUCAACCAAAAUCGCCAACCCAAUGGAAACCAGUUUGGUGCAGUUCCUGGUGCAAGUCCAUCUAAUACAGGACAACUUCCAGAAAUGGGACAAUAUCCAGUUCCACAAGCAAAUCAGCAGAUGAGUAGUGGACCCCGUGUAGAACAAUCUAACCAGCCACCAUCCUCAAGAUUACCUCGACCUGAAGGUCUAAAACCAAUCCAACCUUUACAACCUGGAGGAUCUCUACAAUCUGGUCAGGGUCCAGCUAGAGAACAGCAAGGUACAGGACCAAACCUUCAAGUACAGUUGUAUCCACCUAGCCAAGGACCCAACUUUCCACAAAGUCAGUCUGGUUCAGGACCUAGCUUUCCACCAGGACCGCCCGGUCAAGGACCUAGCUUUCCACCAGGACAGUCUGGUUCAGGACAAAACUUUCCACCAGGACUGUCUGGUCAAGGACCUAGCUUUCCACAAAGUCAGUCUGGUUCAGGACAAAACUUACCACCAGGACAGCCUGGUCAAGGACCUAGCUUUCCACCAGGACAGCCUGGUCAAGGACCUAGCUUUCCACCAGGACAGCCAGGUCAAGGACCUAGUUUUCCACCAGGACCGCCCAGUGAAGGACCUAGCUUUCCACAAAGUCAGUCUGGUUCAGGACACAACUUUCCACCAGGACAGCCAGGUCAAGGAUCUAGCUUUCCACCAGGACAGACUGGUCAACGACCUGGACCAAGUCGCCCAGAAGUCAAUGGAUUGAGGAAUAUACCAAGUCAGCAAGGUCAAACAUCCCAACCAUCCAAUGCAAAGUCGAGUCCAAUACCCCAGCAGCAGUACAAUCAACAAGAACAGUAUAUCCCAGAUGAUUCAUUUGAUAAUCUGUUAGAUAGUUAUGAGAUGUUUGAGACUAUUUACGAACGACGUAGAGCAGCGGAAAACCGUCCUUGAUUUUUAAAUUUUUAUAUAUGUAAUUUUCUAGCUAGUUAAACUAAUAAAUUUUUUACUCUUUAA